Messenger RNA from Rhea pennata, 3733 nucleotides. It is a transcript of the gene EMILIN2, whose product is annotated as elastin microfibril interfacer 2. The coding region runs from base 1 to 3213 and encodes 1070 amino acids. The record is from RefSeq and is a predicted model, not a curated record. Lineage: Eukaryota; Metazoa; Chordata; Aves; Rheiformes; Rheidae. Gene Ontology annotation, molecular function: protein binding. The transcript is spliced from 8 exons.
AUGGAGCGGCGGCCGGGCCCCGCGGCGGCCGCGGGCUGGGCGCUGCCGCUGCUGCUCGCCCUGGGCGCCGGGCUGAGCCAGGGCACCCCGCACCUGCGCGGCUACAGCCGCCCGGGCUCCCGCAGCAAGAACUGGUGCGCCUACAUCGUGACCCGCAACGUGAGCUGCUCGGUGCUGGACGGGACGGAGAGCUACGUCCAAGCCCAGUACAAGUGCGCCUGGAACCGCUUCCCCUGCCAGCCCACCCCCGUAUACCGAAUGAGUUUCAGACCCCGAUAUACAGUUGCAUAUAAGACAGUUACAGAGCUAGAAUGGAGAUGUUGUCCUGGGUACAAAGGUGAAGACUGCAGAGAAGGCCCAGAGCAGCCCAGCAGUGCUCGUCUUCCCACAACACCAGCAAAAGCUGUCGUGAAGAAAGGCUUGGAUGCAGAACCAACAGAAGUGCCAGAACCUCCACCAUAUGAGAAGAAAAUACAGUUUCUUGAGGAGGAGUUGUUCAGACUUACACGGUCAGUGCUUGAUCUUCAGUCCUCCUUGGCAGGUGUGAAUGAAAACGUGAAGCUGACUGUCCAAGAAGAUGCUAGUAAGAUGUUGGUCACUUGGCUGAACAACCUUUAUGACCGCCCAGGGCCUGAUAGUGCAGUUGGUGGUGAAACAGACACUAUUCAUCUGCCUGGACUUCCCAGCAAUAAAGACCAAAAAGAUCCUUUUAUUGAUUUUGAAAUGGAAGAUAUCAAGUCUGAGCUAGCUGAUGUCAAAGAAGCUUUGAAGAUCAGGAACAACCAGCUGGAAGAAUUGAAUGGAAAAGUAAAAGGCUAUGAAGGACAAUUAAAACAAUUGCAGGAGGCAGCACGAGGACCUACAAUAACAAUGCCUAGUGACAACGUAUACAAAGACUAUAUAGACUCGAAAUUUGAGUCACUCAGACAGGAAAUACUGGAGGGAUUUGAAAAGAAAAUGGCAGAUCUGAAGAACUCCUGUGAAUACAAACUUCAGGAUAUCCAGCAGCAAUGUGAUGACAAUGAAAAUAACUGUUUAGGAAUAAUUGAUGUUAUAAAAGGAAAGGAAAAUGACUUGAGGAAAGAAAUAAAUACUCUCCGAACUCAGAUUCCAUCAAACCAGUCUAGCUGUUGCAAAGAGGGUAGCAGUAAUGACUUUGACCAACGGAUAAAAGAUUUAGAUAAAAGGAUUGAUAGAGUUGUGGAAGCACACAGGAUCUUGAAUGUCAGAAUAGAUAACGAAAUCAGUCGAUUAACAACUCCAGAUUUAGAAGACAUGUUUGGUGAAAGAUUGGAGGAACUAGAUGCAAGGAUGAACGUUACAGAACGAAAUGCUGAGGAACAUUGUUUUUACAUUGAAGAAACUCUCCGAGGAACUAUAGCUGCUGAAGUAGAUGAAUUGAGAGAUGUGUUUGACCAAAAGCUACGAGCAGUGGAAGAUAGACUUGGUGGCACUAUUUUAGAGAUUGCUAAUACCACGGACCCAGAUGGGAUAUACAUGAAUCCUGGGCCUAUCCUGCCUAGCGACUCUGGAUUUGUAAAUGAACAAUUUACAGUAGAGAUGAAUCUCCUGAGGAACAAACUACUGUCUCUUGAACACCUCUGUGGGCAGAAAUGCCAGUCUGCACCACAAGGUACAGAGGACCUUCAGAAAGAGAUAGAAAAUUGUAACAACAAAUACAAUCACUUGCUUUUGAAAACACAGGACAAUUCUGUUCUUCUGCAGUCUUUAAAUAGCUCUUUUAACGAGAAACUUAACUUAAUUAAGGGUAACCAACGUGACAUCCAAAAAAUGCAGAGGGACUUGCGUGUAUUCCGGUAUAGUCUAAAUGUCAUGGAUAAAGAUGUGAAAAAUCUUCAAGGUGGCUUAAGUGACUGCAGGGAGCAACUUCUGGGCGUCAAUUCUACCUGUAAAAAAACACAACGGGGUGUCUCUCGAAAGAUUGAUCAAAUGCAGAGGACACUUGCAAAUCAAACUGCUCAUUCCAACGAUAAUUGCUGUAUUGAAGUGAAAGAGAGACUAGAGCAAUUAAAUGACCAAGUCUUGAAUGAUCUUAGCAAGUGUAAGGAGAAGACCCAAGGUAUCCAGGAGGGUGUUUCAGAUGUUAAUAGCAGAGUCUCCCAUGUUGAAAAAGCUUGUGGCAAGCUGGACUCCAUCUCCAGUAGCUUGCAGAGGAUUAAAGAAGGUCUGAAUAAGCAUGUGAGCAGCUUAUGGAACUGCAUCCGUGAGAUGAACGGAACUGUAGCAUCUCAUUCCAGAGAUAUUUCUGGCCUCAAAACUUCUGUCCAACAGUUUUACAGUCAGGUCUCUAAAAUCACCACAGACAUUGAAGACAUGAUGAAAACUCAGUCUGGCACGAGGCAAUCAGAAAGACCCCAGCAGCCAUUGCCGCCGAGACCACCCCUGCAGCCACAACCUGGCAUAUCCCUGCUGCCAUCCCGGCCAAGAACGCAACCACCGCGGCAAAGGAUCCCCCUCCAGCCUCCACAGUCGAGACCUCCCCUACGCCCGUCAUUGCCGGGGUCGGGAGUUGUGCCGUUUCUCCCAGGAACAACGGGGAUCAUCUUGGAGACUGGAGAGGCAGGGCCUCCUGGCACCGUUUUAAUGUCAGGAAGAGGACGGCUGAGAAGUGUAGAUGGUCAGGCUGGUCAAAGCACCAUGCCAUCUGCUGAGGGGUAUGCUGGAGCCCCAGGCUAUCCAAAGUUACCUCCUCCUAUCACAGACUCACAGGGACCUGCUGCUGCUGCUGCUGCUGCACCCUCUCUGGUGUCAUUUUCUGCUGGGCUUACACAGAAGCCUUUCUCCAGUGAUGCUGGCGUGGUUCAUUUUAACAAAGUGCUUGUGAACGAUGGGGACUAUUAUAAUCCCAACACAGGCGUUUUCACGUCACCAUAUGAAGGGCGCUAUCUGAUCACCGCUGUGCUGGCUCCUGAGAGGGACGAGUAUGUUGAAGCAGUACUGUCUGUCUCCAAUGCAAGCGUUGCUCAGCUCCACACAGCAGGGUACAGAAGGGAACUGCUGGAGUAUCACAAACCCUACUCGGGAAAACGGACCUGUGGGGGUCCAGGGACGUUCCACCUUGUUCUUCACCUCAAGGCAGGAGAUGAAGUAAAUGUUGUUGUGACGGGAGGCAAACUGGCCUACACAGACUCUGAUGAAAUGUACUCCACAUUUAGUGGAGUUCUCCUUUAUCCUUCCAUUUCUCAUGUCUAGGUUUAUCUUGAACAGGAGAGAAGGGUAAGAUAUUCAGAAGAAAUUAAGUGUAAUAAAAUCCAAAGCUUUAAUAUAUUCAGUUUAUAUAUUUGAUUUCAGUGAUGGGUUUAUGGUCUGCACUGAGACCUUUUCCUGGUCCCCUGUUUCCAGAAGUAGCAACAAAAGAUGUGUUCUAUACCUAAAUUAACUCCUUCCCCAGGCCAUCGUUCACCCCUGCAACAAAACAACUUUCAGGCAGUAUGUUCUCAGUAGACACUUUUUCAGUGCACUCUUGCUAGUCCCGAGCAAACUGGCUUUUGCAAUCUUUUCCAUAGUGUAUAUCUCUGCCAGUUUCCCUAGUGUAUCAAAGUUUACAUUCUUGCUGAAGUUUACAGUUCCAUGGACAGCUAUUCUCAUGUUUUCAAUAAAGCAGGGACAAAAAAAAAAUGAGCUUAUGUCAGACAUAGUUGAUGACUUCUUAGUCCUUGUGUCAUUUAGUGUGUAUGUUGGGUCAAAUAAAUACAUUCAUGUAAGCAAUUCA